Molecule: messenger RNA, 2170 nt
Organism: Larimichthys crocea (large yellow croaker)
Lineage: Eukaryota; Metazoa; Chordata; Actinopteri; Sciaenidae
Product: chromogranin-A
Exons: 8
Coding region: 242-1420 (392 amino acids)
Biological process (GO): negative regulation of catecholamine secretion; defense response to bacterium; negative regulation of insulin secretion
Cellular component (GO): chromaffin granule
Source: RefSeq, a predicted model, not a curated record
GUCGCGGUGAGGUGUUUGGUGGAGAGACCGGAGAGGACGGAGAGACUGGCCGGGGGUUACCGACGCUGUGCAGGAGAUUUAGCUCUCCAGAAAUACCGAAAGGCGGCUAAGUUUUGUUCAGAAUGCGUCCGUGAAUCCACCGACUGUCUUCAAUCAAAACCUUCUGACACAAGCUUUGCUAUUUUUUCUUAUUCCUGGAGAGCUUAAUGCGCCUCGUCUCCAAAACACACACGCACAAAAAAUGAUCGGGAGAGGACUGUUCGUUUUGACAAUACUGUCCAAUUGCGCUCUGUCAUUGCCACUGACUCCAAGUCAGCUGGAGAAUGAGGACGUAAAGGUGAUGAAAUGCAUUGUGGAGGCGUUGGCAGAUGUUCUAUCAAGGCCCCACCCCACGCCUGUCAGUCAGGAGUGUUUGGUCACACUGAAGACAGACGACAGGCUUGUUUCUAUCCUUCGCCAUCAUAACUUUCUCAAGGAGCUGCAGGCGAUUGCUGUCCAAGGUGGUCAAGACAGAGCUCAGCUGCAGAGGGAGGCUGUUACACUUGACCCAAUGACACAAACUCCUCGGCCUACGGGUGACAUUGCUGAUCGAUCCAUGUUGGAAGCUUUAGGAGGCCCCGGUGAGAGAUCCAUCCUGUCUGAGAAGAGGGGGACAGGAAAUGGAGACGGAGACGAAGAAAAGGAUGAAAGCAUGGGAGAUGAAGAGUCACAGGAGGAGAAAGACGCUGCUGAAGAGGUGCUAGUGAAGACGAAAAAUGAAGAGAGGCCAAGAAGUCAUGUCUCUGAGUCUGUGGACGAGAAGAAGGAGGAAGAAGAAGAUGAAGAAGAAGAAGAGUAUGAAGAUAAAAGAGGACGUUCAGAGGAUAUUUCAGAGGAAAACAUGACCAAAGAUAAGAAAGGUGUUGGAUCUGAAGAAAGGAGAGAUGAACCCAGAAACAAAUCAAAAGAGAAGAAGUUUGACGAAGAAGAUGAAGGGGGAAAAGACAAGAGAUCUUCAGCUUUCUCACAUAAACAAGAGGAGAAACAGGCGGAAGAGGAGGAUGAAGAGGAGACGAAGAGAGGGAGCAGGGAGAGCCUAAAGCGAUGGACCAAGAGAGGCAAGGCCCUGGCGCUGAAGAAGAAAGCAGUCGGAAAGGAUGUGCAGCAGCUCGACAACCAGCAGGACGUGCCACAUCAUUCGAAAGAAGUCACAGAGGAAGAAGAUGAGGAGGAGGAGGAGAAGAAAAGAGGCAUGCUGAGGAGUCCAGAGGAGAAGGAGCUGCAGAUGAUUGCUAGAAGAGGACCUGAGGAGAGGAGAGUGUCGGAGGAAGAGGGGAGCGCCAGCCGGAAGUCAGAGGAGCCAGAGAUUGAAAGCCUGGCAGCCAUCGAGUCAGAGCUGGAAAACGUUGCCCAGAAACUCCACGAGCUGCGACGAGGCUGAGAGAGAAAUUGGUAAAAAAAAAAAAAAAAGAAAAAAAAAGAAAUUGACACGGCAACCUCCUCUGCCUCCUUGUACUCCUCCGCUUUACCAGCUGCCUGGUUUCCACAGAUAGAGCGUGUGAAUAUGUGACAAGAUUUUAUCUUUCGCUAUUUUUCCAGAGGAUGCCCCCCUUGCGCCACACUGCUGCAGCCUCCUUUGUGACAUUCCUGUCCCUCACAUAGAUUUUAGCAUACAGUAUAUGCACAUUGCAGCCAGACAUGCAUACUAAAAAAAAACACAACAAACGCACAAGUUCUGUGCAUUCAACCACAUGCAUAUAACAGAACACACAGCAAGCCUCCUAAAGGAAAAAAAAACUUUCUGUCAGUGAAGGUUGAUGGCUAGUUUUCCUUCAUUUUCUCUGACAAUCAUCUCUCUCUCUCUCUUUCUGCAAAUGUAUCUCGCCUGCUUUUUCAAAUUAUUUUAACACUGAACACUGAUUUAUGUGAAAGGUUGAGGCAGAUCCAGGUAUACACACACAGACAAGGUGAGGUUGUACAGUAACGGCAUGUAUACGUGUACAAAGCUCUUUCUGGGAUGAUUACUUACUUUAGAGGAAGCAGAAGAAGAAGAAAUAGAUGCUUAGUUAUUAGAUACAGUCAAGCCAAGGCAAUAAUUGAACAUUUUUAGAAGAUUAAUGGCUGGAUUGUAAUCUUAAAAUGUACUUGAUUUAUGUAAGAAAAUCAAUAAAUUGAAUUGAGUCUAUCUGGA